Sturnus vulgaris (Common starling) is the source of this 1072-nucleotide messenger RNA. RefSeq names its product triggering receptor expressed on myeloid cells 2-like. NCBI's taxonomy places the organism in Eukaryota, Metazoa, Chordata, Aves, Passeriformes, Sturnidae. The record is from RefSeq and is a predicted model, not a curated record. Gene Ontology annotation, cellular component: cell surface. Gene Ontology annotation, molecular function: signaling receptor activity.
AUGGAGAAGCUCCUGCACCUCACCUUGGUCUUCCUGGCAGCUCCGUGUGUCGCAGACAAUGUCACCGUGCUGGCCGCCGUCGAGGGGGACACCAUUUCUGUCAACUGCUCCUACGACCCGCGCCAGUGGUGGCGGGGGAAGAGCUGGUGCCGGCAGCUGGAGCGGGACCGGUGCCAGCAGGUUCUGAGUGUCCCCCCGGCCUGGCUGCCCUUCCCCCGGGCCAGGAGGGGCAGUGCCACCCUGCGGGACGAUGCCAGCGCCGGGCUCCUGACCGUCACCAUGCGGCGACUCCGCAAGGAGGACGCGGGGCUGUACCGGUGCACGACCGAGUUCCUGGGGGACAGCAGGAGCCUGAGGAAGGUGCGGCUGGAAGUGCUGGCAGCUGAGCUGGUGACCCAAGUGCCAGAGGAGCCCAGAGCCGUGCAGAGCAUCUCCAGGUCCCCUCCUGGUGUGGAUUUCUCUGUUUUUUACAUCCUGGCUGGGUUCCUGGUGGCCAAGUUCACGGUGGCCGUGCUGCUCUGUGUUGUCGCCCACAGCAGGAUGAAAAGGGAGAAAGGGCAGAAGGCGAGCCCGGGUGAGCAGCAGGAGCUGCCAUUCCCUGCUGGCCUUGGCCACGGGGGGAUUGGCCUCUCCCGGGAGAGCUCUGCAUGAGCCGAGCCAAAGGGAACCCCUGGGGAAGGAGAAUCAGGCGUUUGCCACCUGCCAGAGGAAAAGGAUCGCUACUGAGCACAGCCUGGGAGAAGCUGUCACUCUGGAGAGGGGACGUCCCCAUCCUCUUCAUCACCUCUUCAUCACCUCCUCCCCGGGCAGUUAUUCCAGACAGCACUGCCAGGACUGAACGGACACCCACGAGUUUCCUGUCACCCCAGGGCACAGCCAGGGCACAGGCUCUGUCUUUCCAAGGUGAGGAAGAGCAGCUCCCAAAAUCUGCUUUGGCCCCUGGGGGGGAUGCUCGGAGGAAGCCCCUGUGGAAAGGAGUGAGGAAGAGCAGGACACGCCAGGAAAGGGAGCCCCGAGCCGGCUGCUCCUCUCUGAAGGGACUUGUUGAGCUCAGAAUUUUCUCUCUGCUCUU